CCGAUAUAUUUAAAGUUAGGGCACAUUCAUUAGGGAAUCUAAUAGAAGUGAACAAAGUAAUUACAAGUGUCCUCACAAGUAAGCAGCUGGAAAAGUAUAGACAAACAUGUUUUGUACACUUACUUGACAUGAAGAACCUCCGGUUCUCUGUUCAGGUAGUGCAUCACCUGCUUUGCAGACAAGUUGUGUCCAACAAUCCAGAAGUAUUGGAGUUUAACUUCGGCGGAUCUUGAGUGCGGUUUACGAAGUGGGAAUUCGCACUCAUUAGUGGCUUAAAGUUUUGUAGGUACCCUUCGAUGUAUGAUAUGCAAAUUUCCAAAGGAAAGGAGCUGCUCACGAGGUUGCUAGAUAACAGGACUGACUUGAAACUGCCCGAACUGGAACGACUAUUCAAGGGUACACUUUUUGUGGAUGAUUGGGAUGCUGUAAGAAUUGCGUUACUAUAUUUCUUAGUUCAUGGUGUACUCGGAAUGGAUCCGAAGGUUCAAAUAAAUAGAAAAUUCAUUGAUUUGGUUGCUGAUAUCGAGGUAUUUAAUUCCUACCCUUGGGGCAUUCUGAGCUACAAGGAGACGAUCAACUCAUUCCACAAUGCAUUCCAGCAUAGAGGAUGUGCAGUAAAGAAUAAAUCACAGUAUUAUGACCUAAAAUGUUUUCCAUUGGCGUUUCAGUUGUGGGGGUUUGAAGCAAUCCCUGAUUUUGGUAACCAAUUUGCCGACCGGUGGGAAACCCGUUGUCCGAGGAUCCUUGGUUGGCAUGCUACAAGUCAACCGAACCAUUUUGCUGUCCAUAAUUGGUUCACCUCAAAUAGCAAUUAUAUUGUGCACUGGAGGUUAGAUGCUACCGAUGAGGAGAAGACUAUGGAUUACCGGCGAACAAUAGCAGUUGACAUACAUGAAGUUCGCUACACGUCACCUCCACUUGUAGCACCAAUAGUUGGCGCUAAAGAUGCGUCCAAAGCUGAGGAGCAUUCUAGUGGCCCUCCAGAUGCUAAUUUCAGGGUAUGCAAUUGUUACUUGCAUGCAAAUUUGUAUUUCAUAUGUUGUACUAAUAUAUGUUGACUUAUGUUUUGGAUAUUAAUAUUGAUUAGCUUGCUUGC
Molecule: messenger RNA, 1096 nt
Organism: Ziziphus jujuba (common jujube)
Lineage: Eukaryota; Viridiplantae; Streptophyta; Magnoliopsida; Rosales; Rhamnaceae
Exons: 3
Coding region: 297-1058 (253 amino acids)
Source: RefSeq, a predicted model, not a curated record